This is a messenger RNA of Protopolystoma xenopodis, 1005 nucleotides long. Lineage: Eukaryota; Metazoa; Platyhelminthes; Monogenea; Polystomatidea; Polystomatidae. The record is from the annotation of a GenBank genome assembly.
AUGCCCCCUACUCUACGACGAUCUGCAGUCCCUGACCCUCAGCAACCUUUUCGGCAGCAAUUCAUCAACCCGAAGGGCAGUCCUGGCUCUUCAUCACGGCUACGGGGUUGUGGCCCCGUGAACGGUCACCUCUCCGAAGCCUCGCUGGCUCCGGACCUUCAGACGCACUUUCCCUCUCGAUCGGCCGGAAGAGGAGCGCCCAGUGAUGACGGCGAGCGUCUCUGUUUCUACAACAGUCGACCAAGACAGUCACAUCGGUCGGAUCAGCUUCUCGAGGCAUGGCCUAACGGUCCGAAAGGGGCAGAUGAGUCUUGGCCAGGAGGCGGAAUGCCUCGGUAUGGGAGUAGAUCGCGGGGCGGAAGAGGUGAGGGUUGUCUGGUGGCUUGGCCACAGGGGAUCGGUCGGAAGAAAAGGGGUGUAGAGGAGGAGGAGGGGGAGGGUGGGGAUGAGGAGGAGGAGGAGAGAAGAGUUGAAGAUGACGAUGAGGGAGAGGUAGAGAGGGAGGCCUGGCGACUGGCCUCUAGAGGCUACUUCUCUGGAACCCCAGAAAUGUCCGAUUUGGAGGAGCAUUUGGGCGUUCGUCUGGACCGCCACCUUCCGGGCGAGAUGUACGUCUACUCGUCAGAGGUUCGGCUACCAGCAGCGGAGCGGUUCAGCGCUCGGCCUGGCCGGUCGCCUCUGACCCGACAGCAUCGUCGCGCAGGUCUUCGGCAGUCUCUGCAUCACGUCGAGACAGCACAUCGCAGAACUCGAACUUCCAACGGCCGCCAGGUAUGGCCAUUCGACACUUCGGAGGCUGAGUUAACCGAAUGGCAGAGUGAUGAUGCCGGUGCGUUUGAACGGGCUUUUCAACAAUCCAGAGGCCUUGAAAAUGGGCAGACCUAUUGCCGAGGCCCAGAGCAGAGAUUGGAGGAUGCGCGGAGGUCGGAGUUGAGGCCCAAAAAGAGUGGCAUUGUUGACAAUCAGUAUGAACGAUUUCGGUUAGUUUACGUCGUAAUAAAUUAG